Staurois parvus is the source of this 3767-nucleotide messenger RNA. The record is from the annotation of a GenBank genome assembly. Lineage: Eukaryota; Metazoa; Chordata; Amphibia; Anura; Ranidae.
UCAGCACUAUGUGACUACAUAAAAGCCUCCAGAGUCCAGGGUGCCAUUGGGCCCUUUCUGCCCGGUACUGAAGGAGAGAAUUUUGAGCAGACGCCGCUCAGACGCACAUUUAAGUCGAAGGUUCUGGCUCGCUAUCCAGAAAAUGUAGAGUGGAACGCGUUCGACCAAGACGCAGUGGGUAUGCUAUGUAUGCCAAAAGGGCUUUCCUUCAAGACUCAGGCCGACUGCCGCGACCCCCAAUUUCACUCUUUUAUCAUCACGCGGGAAGAUGGGUCGAGGACGUUUGGGUUCUCCUCACUUUCUUUGAGGAAGUCACCAGCAAGCAGAUAUGCAGCGCCAUGCAGACCCUGUACCACAUGCACAACGCAGAGUAUGACAUCAUCCACACGUCCGCCACCAAUGGCAGCACGAACUGCACUGAGGAUUGCAAUGACUCCUCCAUUUCCAAGCUGCAGAGGUUCAACUCCUAUGAUAUUUCUCGGGACACUUUAUACGUCUCGAAGUGCAUCUGCCUCAUCGCCCCCAUGUCCUUCAUGACAGCUUGCAAGAAGGUUCUGGAACAGCUGCACCAGGCCGUCUCAUCUCCGCAGCCCCCACCGCUGCCGUUGGAGAGCUAUAUCUAUAACAUCCUCUACGAGGUGCCUCUCCCUCCUGCAGGGAGGUCAUUAAAGUUUUCGGGAGUCUAUGGACCAAUUAUAUGUCAAAGGCCGAGUACCAAUGAACUGCCACUGUUUGACUUUCCAGUGAAGGAGGUGUUUGAAUUGCUUGGAGUAGAGAAUGUUGUACAGCUCUUCACCUGUGCAUUGCUGGAGUUCCAGAUCCUCCUCUACUCGCAGCAUUACCAGAGGCUGAUGACGGUGGCGGAAACCAUCACGGGUCUGAUGUUCCCCUUCCAGUGGCAGCACGUCUACGUGCCAAUCCUUCCAGCGUCCCUCCUCCACUUCCUGGAUGCACCGGUGCCCUACCUGAUGGGGCUACACUCCAAUGGGCUGGAUGACAGGUCCAAGCUGGAGCUACCGCAGGAGGCCAAUCUUUGUUUUGUGGAUAUUGACAACCAUUUCAUUGAGCUUCCUGAGGAUCUUCCGCAGUUCCCCAAUAAACUGGAGUUCAUUCAGGAGGUCUCCGAGGUCCUGAUGUCCUUCGCAUCCCACCUGAGGGGAAUCUCCACUGCAGCGAGAGCGUCUCCAAACUGAAGAGUCUCAAAGCUGCAGAUCUGGUGUCCGACAAGAAGAACGGCAACCUGGCUGGAUCUCCACUCAACUCCUAUGAGCUUCUGAAGGAGAACGAGACCUUGGCACGCAUUCAGGCCUUGGUGAAGAGGACUGGAGUCAGUUUGGAGAAGGUGGAGGUUCAGAUAGAAUCGACCAGCAAGAAGGACACGAAAUUCCAGUGUAAUGAGGAGGAACUCCGAAUUCACCAACUCAACAUCCACACCCGGGAGGUGUUCGCCAACCGCUUCACGCAGAUGUUUGCCGACUACGAGGUCUUCGUCAUCCAGCCCAGCCAAGACAAGGAGUCGUGGUUCAACAACCGGGAGCAGAUGCAGAACUUCGACAAGGCGUCUUUUCCUCUCCGACCAGCCGGAGCCGUACCUCCCCGUUCCUCUCGCGCUUCCUGGAGACGCAGAUGUUCGCCUCUUUCAUCGACAACAAAAUCAUGUGUCACGACGAGGACGACAAAGAUCCCGUCUUACGAGUCUUUCGACUGCCGAGUGGACAAGAUACGGCAACUGAACGUCAGAACGCCCACGCUGCGCACCUCCAUGUACCAGAAAUGCACCAACAUCGAGGAAGCAGUCAAGUCCAUAGAGCAGCGACUCUCCAAGAUUGACCACACCGCUAUCCACCCCCAUCUCCUGGACAUGAAGAUCGGACAGGGGAAGUACGAGCCGGGGUUCUUCCCUAAACUCCAGUCCGAUGUCCUAUCCACGGGGACCGGCCACCAACAAGUGGACAAAGCGGAACGCCCCGGCGCAGUGGCGGAGGAAGGACAGACAGAAGCAGCACACUGAGCACCUCAGACUGGACAAUGAUCAGAGGGAGAAAUACAUCCAGGAAGCCCGGAAUUUGGGGAGCACCAUCCGCCAACCCAAACUCUCCAACCUCUCCCCCUCUGUCAUCGCCCAGACCAACUGGAAGUUUGUGGAAGGUCUGCUAAAGGAGUGUCGCAAUAAGACGAAGCGGAUGUUGGUGGAGAAGAUGGGUCGGGAGGCGGUGGAGUUGGGUCAUGGAGAAGUCAGUAUCACCGGGGUGGAGGAGAACACGCUGAUCGCUAGCCUGUGCGACCUUCUGGAGCGGAUCUGGAGCCACGGCCUUCUGGUGAAACAGGGGAAAUCCGCCUUGUGGUCGCACCUCCUACACUAUCAGGACAACCGGAGGAGGAUCGCUGCUGGGAGCUUCUGCCAUUCAGGAGUGUAUUUAGAUACAGAGAGGAGGAAAUCUGAUCAACACCAACCCAGUGAGGGAUGGCGUCCUCUGAAGAUUGGGCCCUGGUCCAGGAUCAUGCUACACAUCCAGAACAUCGGUGUGAGAGAUAAAGACGGAUGUGGGGAAGGCCGGGGCCUGGGUGCGCCUGUCCAUGGAGAAGAAACUUCUCUCCAGACACUUGAAGCAGCUCCUUCGGACCACGAUGAGCUCACCAGAAAACUCUACAAGCGCUACGCUUCCUUCGCUGCUGAUGACGAGAAGGAGCAGUUUCCUCUAGCCACCUGCUUCCACCACCGUGUAACUAAUAUAUAUCAUCUUCUCUCCCCAGUGAUCCCCUAUCACAUCCUCAUCGUCCCCAGCAAGAAAUUGGGGGGCUCAAUGUUCACCGCUAACCCCUGGAUCUGUAUCUCCGGAGAGCUGGGGGAGACGGAGACGGGCGUCCUGCAGGUGCCGCGCAGCAUCCUGGAGAUGACCUACGAGUGCCAGAACCUUGGGAAGCUGACAACCGUCCAGAUCGGACACGACAACUCCGGGCUGUACGCCAAGUGGCUGGUGGAAUACGUCAUGGUUCGCAAUGAGAUUACAGGACACACGUACAAGUUCCCUUGCGGCCGCUGGCUGGGGAAAGGGAUGGACGACGGCAGUCUGGAGAGGGUUUUGGUUGGCGAUCUUCUGACACCAACUACCGACACCGAAGACAGACCCUGCCGGACGCCCCCUCUGCAAACACUCACCCGGCAUGAUCCGGAGACUCGUGGCGAUCUCACCCAACAGUCGGCCGAAACUGAACACGGGUCAGAUCCAGGAGGCCAUAGGAGAGGCUGUCAAUGGAAUUGUGAAACACUUUCACAAACCGGAAAAGGAGAGGGGAAGUUUGACAUUGCUGCUCUGCGGGGAGGCCGGUCUGGUGUCGGCUCUGGAACAAGUUUUCCAACACGGGUUCAAGUCACCGCGACUCUUCAAAAGCAUCUUCAAUGGGACUUCCUAGAGAAGGCCCAAGCACAUUACGACGGCCUUGAGCUCAGCGAAGGGGCCCCUAGUGAAGACUGGCAGAAGAGGGCCCGUAUCUUCAGCCGUAUCAUCAACGCCAUCAACAGCACUCCUCGCAAUAUCGGCAAAGACGGCAAGUUCCAGAUGUUCGUGUGUCUGGGAGCCCGUGAUCACUAUUUGCACCACUGGAUCGCCUUGCUGGCCGACUGCCCCAUAAUAGCACAAAUGUACGAGGACGCAGCUUUAAUCAAAGACCACACGCUGGUCAACUCGCUCAUCCGCGUCCUACAGACUCUGCAGGAAUUCAACAUCACCCUGGAGAGCUCCCUGGUCAAAGGAAUCAACAUCUGA